AUGAGCAGCAGCAAUAUUGAAGAUCGUGAAAGGAUAGCGAAACAGAUUGCAAGAACGAGCGAUUUGAUUCGUAGAAAGUAUCGUGAAUUGAAAACUGGUAAAAUGGAGGAAGAGAUUGCACUGGAAAAACACUUUAAGCCUGUUACUGAGCCGCUGAAGGCAAUUGCCAACAACACGUUAAAAAAUUAUGAUGUACACAAUAAUACAGAUAUCGGAAGCGGGCCAUUGUUCACGUCAAAUAUCAAGGAAUCGGAUAAAACACAAUCACAUUUAUGGCUAAAUCUUCCAAAACCAUCACAAAUAAAAAAACCUAGAUUAAGCAGUUUACUCGACGUGAAUCCGAUGACCUCUACACCGGUCUCUACAUCGAUUAGGACAGUACCAACAAUAAAAAGCUCAGUAAGAUUAAGCAGUUUACCCGAUAUGAAUCCGAUGACCUCUAUACCGAUUAAGCCAGUACCAGCAACAAGAAGCUUAGCAAACGAAGAUGUUUUUGAUAGUCCAAAAAGCUUAGCAAACGAAGAUGUUUUUGAAAGUCCAAAAAGCAGUUUCUCGACGUCUGUUCGAAGUCGGUUGCAAACGUCGGAAGGUGAAGAAACGUUGCGGAAUCACCUAGGUCCACUGAGUCAAAAAUACAUCGCGCCUGUAUUACGCGGUGAUGUGGAGGAUGGUAUGGAUCAUGUGUAUGGUGUUUAUCUCGACAGUGAUGGACCGAUGCUUGGUAAUAAACGUGUUGACGUGGGCAAUGCCGAUAACAUAAUUAUCGAUGGCAUACGAUAUUCUGGUACGCCCGGCCUUUAUGAAUUGAUAUUUAAGAAAAUUCCAGAUGACAACAUUUAUACUGAGGCUGAUGAACGCAAAUAUAGGGACAUACUGCUGACCACGAGUGCGCAUAAGUACAAACAUGAUUCGUAUGGUAAAACAUUAGGCAAUAAAGGAUACAAGUAUAACUAUGUAAUCAAGCCAUUAUUGAAAGAUAAAAAAGUUGGAAAGGGCGUACCAAGUUCCAUGAGAUUAACUAGCAACAAGAUUGAUUAUGUUCACUGGAACGAUCCCAACGAACUCGUAGAUCGGCUUCGACUGCUCGAGGCUUCGCGUCAAGCCGGUCACAAUGCACAUAACAAUGAGAUGUUAUCGAUUAUCGAGGAGCUUCGCGAGGCAGAACUCAUUAUAAAUUAG
Messenger RNA from Colletes gigas, 1179 nucleotides. RefSeq lists its product as uncharacterized. The transcript has a single exon. Bases 1 to 1179 code for a protein of 392 amino acids. Lineage: Eukaryota; Metazoa; Arthropoda; Insecta; Hymenoptera; Colletidae. The record is from RefSeq and is a predicted model, not a curated record.